AUGGCCAAGAAGGUGGUGGAGAGCAGCGACGAGUCGGACGGCGGCAACUCGAGCGCCUCCGGGUCCGUGAGCUCGCGUUCGGGCUCGGGCUCCGGGUCGGGAUCGGACUCGGGCAGCGGCAGCGGCUCCGACUCGGGCAGUGGCUCGGGCAGCGGCAGCGACUCGGGCUCGGGCUCCGGCUCGGGAUCUGAUUCCGGCUCGGGCUCAGGUUCCGGCAGCGGCUCGGGGUCUGGCUCGGGCUCGGGCUCCGACGGCUCGGGCUCGGUCUCGGACGCGUCGCCCAAGAAGAAGCUCAAGAAGCGGCGCGCGCCCGCGCCCAAGAAGCCCAAGGCGGCGGCGCCCAAGAGCAAGAGUAAGAGCGGCCGCGCCGGCAAGAAGGCGGUGCAGGCGCAGGUCAAGGCCGAGGCGGACGCGGAGGCCGACGACGAAGGCGACGGAGACGGCAAGCGCCGCCGCGGCAAGCUCCGCAUCAAGGAGGAGGAGGAGGAAGAGGACGAGGAUGACGACGCCGACGUGGCCGGGCUCACGGAGGUGGAGAAGGAGAAGCGCCUGCUGGAGAAGUACGAGGCCAAGGAGCAGCGCAACAAGGAGCGCGAGCUGAAGAAGCGGCUCGCGGCCUCGCAGGGCAAGGCCGAGGACGGCUUCUCGGAGGAGGAGGACCAGGAGGAGGAGGAGGAGGAGCUGCCGUCCACGCGCCGCGGAGGACGCAGCAGGGACAGCGACCGCCGCAAGGAGGCGCUGCACAACCUCAAAGCCAACAAGUCGAGCGACAAGAGCCGCUCCAUCCUGAGCAACAGAUUCGGAGACGACGACAGCUCCGAGGAGGAGGGAGGCAGCAGGAGUGGGCGAGACUUGGCCGAGAAGAGACGUCGACGCAGGGAGUUGCAGCGUGGAGGCACGGGGAGACGCCGUAGCCACGGAGACGACGACGACGACUACAGCGAUGAGGAUAGCGAUGGACGCAAGCCCAAGGCAAAGGUGGCGGCUGCCGAUUUGACGGCGGCGAAGACUACUGAAGACGAAGAGAUGGCUGCGGCCAUUCGCCCUGAGGAGAACGUGCCGGUGAAUUGGGACCAAGCCAACCACUACCUGCUGAAGAGGAGGACGUUCUUUGAGAAGCAUUUCUUCGAGCCGUUCUUCCCGCAGCUGGUGCGUGGCGUGUACGUCCGCGUCCCGAUUGAGAUGGUGGACGGCGAGAUGGUCUACCGCUUCUGCGAGGUCGUGAACGUGUGCAAGCUGGCGCGAAGCUACACUUUCUGCGGUGAGACGACGAACACAGGCAUCAUUUGCGCGUUCGGCAAGAGCAAGCGCGAGUGGAAGCUGAGCGGCGUAUCGGGCCACUCACUUCGUGAGCGUGAGUUCUUGCUGUGGCGAGCUGUGAUGAACAAGGAGCGCCUGCACUUCCCCACGCAUCAUGAGGUGAAGCGCCUGUACUCGAAGAAGGAAAAGAUGAUCACACAGCACAACUACACGGAAGCCGAGGUGGACGAAAUGGUGCGGCGCAAGCAAGCCGUCGGCCUGUCCACUGUAUCGUUAGGCGUGCAGCGUGUGCGCCUGGAGCGCGAUCUACGUGCAGCCCAAGAUAUGAAGAACUUUGAGAAGGCUGUUGUGCUCGAGGAGCGGCUUCAGAAGCUGCUCGCUAAGAACGAGGAGCGCAAGAAACACAACUCGGACGACGUGCUCCGCAUUAACGAGAUCAAUCGUCGUAACCGCGAAGCCAACAUCCAGCAGGACCUCCACGCGCAGGAGCUCAACGAUGCAAUGAACCAGAAGAUGACGAGUGCCGAGCGUCUGCAGUUCGUGCGCGCCAACCAGAUGACCAUGUACAUGUCGAGAGACAAGCUGGAGAAAAACCUGGCAGAGGGCAAGCUGAUCAAGCUGCACGACGGCCGAGUCAUGACCUCGAACAAACUGCACGUCGUGGAGGCGCUUCCCGACGACCUGCUCGAGAAGGUGAAGGGUGUCGGUGAGAAGAAGGCGACCGACGGCUUGGAGAUCGAUAUUGAUCGUCUCUUAGCCAAGCAGCAGGAACGAAAGCAAAAGGACGCUGAGCGUCUGGCGGCAAAGCGCAAGGAGCGUGAGGGUCAGGUUGAGUUUGUCGGUGCCGCCCCUACGAACGUACAGGAGAUGGCCAAUGCCACAAUCCGUAUCAAGGAUGAUGACGGUUCGUGGAUGACUCUGCGCGCUCCUUCAGAGAUCAUGAAGGAGAAGAAGAACAAGACUGUCGUCUCGGAGAAGGUGAAGGCCUCACGCAAGGGCAUCACUGUGAAGGAGUACUUUGACCGCGUCAAGAAGCGACGCGUGGCUCAGUAA
Molecule: messenger RNA, 2313 nt
Organism: Phytophthora sojae
Lineage: Eukaryota; Oomycota; Peronosporomycetes; Peronosporales; Peronosporaceae
Exons: 1
Coding region: 1-2313 (770 amino acids)
Cellular component (GO): Cdc73/Paf1 complex
Molecular function (GO): RNA polymerase II C-terminal domain phosphoserine binding; DNA binding
Source: RefSeq, a predicted model, not a curated record